This is a messenger RNA of Cylicocyclus nassatus, 825 nucleotides long. The record is from the annotation of a GenBank genome assembly. Lineage: Eukaryota; Metazoa; Nematoda; Chromadorea; Rhabditida; Strongylidae.
AUGUCAUCGAGACUCAUCCUUGCGCUAUGCGCUUUCCAUUUCUUCAAUGAUCAGAUUCACGCUAACCGUGAGGUCACAUUCACGCAAAUCCAUGGCAAAUUCCUUGCAAGAACGCUUUACCAAAGGUCCAUAGACGAUGAAGUGUUGUGCCUCAAUAUUUGCUAUGACCAGAGGCAAUGCAAAUUCGUCCAUUAUUCUGAGGACAACUGCACUAUUUACGGAUCGGGGAACAUCCCUUAUUACUCCUGCGAAAUUACGUACAAGCUCGACCGAACCCUAACGAGUUCAUUCUGCACUUUCGAAAUCCCGAUUCGACGGAAUGUAGAAUUCAAGCCCAUCGAAGUGCUACAUGACCAGGACGUAGUUUGUAGUGGACUACCAUCUGAAGUGACAACUAUCCACAUGUACUUGACAGAGAAACUAUUGGCAAUCUACAGUAUUUCCGAUUUGAUUGGAAACUACACUGAAGUCCAAAGAUUAUUCUUCGCAAAAACUCCUCAGUCUCACUGCACCUCUAUUCCUGUCUUUACAGGCGCCAGCAACAGCAGACUGUACUUCGGUGACGUCUACAACACCAGCGGUUACUACUUUUUGAAUGCCUAUGCCUUCACUGGAAAGUGUGCCUGCAUUGUCAACGCCUGCUGUGGCAAUAUUGUGAUCAGCGAAUACUUGAGCGGCACUGACACAACAUCGACGAAUCAUAAAACCAUUUACAGUUACAUUUAUUCUAAUUCUGAUCACCCCACUUUUUUCUUCAGUUUGCACAACAAACAGAGUGAGCAGCAAUACUACAUUGCCGGCGAAGAAUGGCUUGCUUUUCUAUAG